Molecule: messenger RNA, 4003 nt
Organism: Xiphophorus maculatus (southern platyfish)
Lineage: Eukaryota; Metazoa; Chordata; Actinopteri; Cyprinodontiformes; Poeciliidae
Product: protocadherin beta-5-like
Exons: 9
Coding region: 143-4003 (1286 amino acids)
Biological process (GO): homophilic cell-cell adhesion
Cellular component (GO): plasma membrane
Molecular function (GO): calcium ion binding
Source: RefSeq, a predicted model, not a curated record
GUUGCUGCGUUGUAGAAAAUUGAUAUGAUGUAAAGGCUUAUUACGUCAUAAUAAAAAAAAUUGCGUACGUAAUGUGCUUGGAGAACCUGUGAGAAGAGUUUUUUUUUUUUUAAUUAUUAUUUCUUAACACCCCUGAACUAGAAUGAUGAGACAAGAAGGACAAAGCCGAGGAUUACAGGGUUGUUGGGUUGCCGUCAGCGUAUCUUUGAUGCUGGGCUGCUUUCCGAUAGUUUCAGCCCAGAUAAAAUAUUCAAUUCCAGAGGAAGUAAAAGUAGGAUCUGUCGUUGGAAACAUCGCAAAGGAUCUCGGGCUGGACGUCAACACCCUGGGAGAAAGACGAUUUCGCAUUGUUUCGGGAAUAAGAGACGGUCAGUUCGACGUCAACCAGAACAAUGGCGUAAUGUAUGUGCACCAGAAUAUAGACAGAGAAACUCUUUGUGAAAACAUUUCGCCUUGUUUGGUGAAUUUAAAAUUAGUAGCUGAGAAUCCCAUGGAAAUACAUUAUGUCGCAAUCGAGAUUUCGGACAUAAACGAUAAUGCGCCAACUUUUCAAGAGAAUGAAAAGAAAAUUGAAAUUGCUGAGUCUACUCAGACAGGCAGACGUUUCCAGUUACCAACUGCUCGUGAUCCAGAUGCUGCCGUUAACACUAUACGUGUGUAUAAAUUAAGCCAGAAUGAACACUUCGGUUUACAAAUUCGGGACAGGGGAAAUGACAAAGUACCACAUUUAGUUUUGCAAAAACCUCUUGAUAGAGAAAAACAUAAUGACCACACAUUGAUUUUGACAGCAUUAGACGGUGGGAAUCCUCCAAGAUCAGGAACUCUAAAUGUCGCAAUAACUGUCCUCGAUUCAAACGAUAAUCAUCCCGUCUUCACGCAAGAGGUAUACUCAGUAAUAUUACCAGAAAAUGUAAAACGGGAUACGAGGGUAAUUACUGUUAAUGCUACUGAUCUGGAUAUUGGUUUAAAUGCAGAAAUUGAAUAUUUUUUCGGUGGUGAACAUGACCCUCAAGUACAUGAGAUGUUUAGCUUGGACAAAGUCAGUGGUGAAAUCAGAGUAAAAGGAGUCAUAGAUUUUGAAAAAUAUGAAGUUUAUAAAUUAGAAAUACGUGCAAAUGACAAAGGAACGCCUCCUUUGGGCGCAGAUUGUACCGUCCUCAUCAAAGUGCUGGACGAAAAUGAUAACAAACCUGAAAUUGAGGUCACAUCUCUUUCUAAGCAGGUUUCAGAGAGCUCCAGACCUGGCGCUGUAGUUUCUUUAAUCAGCGUCACAGACCAGGAUUCAGGUUUAAACGGUAAAGUCAUUUGUAGCCUUUCUGACAACCUGCCGUUUGAUUUAAAACCAUCGUUUCAGGAUAACAUGUACUCUUUAGUUUUAAAACAAAAUUUGGAUCGAGAGUCAGUUUCGCAUUAUGACAUCACCAUAACAGCUACUGACAGUGGUCAGCCUCCUCUAUCUACAUUUAAAACUCUGAGCAUUGACGUGUCAGAUACAAAUGAUAAUGCACCGCAAUUUCUAAAUAAUCCAAUUGAACUUUAUCUGACAGAAAACAACGUCCCGGGAAACCCAAUAUAUUCUGUGUCUGCUUCUGAUAACGAUCUGGACGAAAAUUCAGCUGUAAGUUAUCAUUUAGUUAGAGAAGAAGGAAGCCAAUCGAAAAUUAUUGCAUUUUUAAACGUCAACUCGGAAAAUGGAGAAAUAUAUGCGCUCAAAAGUUUCGACUUUGAAACUCUGAAAACUUUCCAGUUCCAAGUUGUCGCCACUGAUUCUGGGACUCCGUCACUCAGCAGCAACGUCACAGUGAACGUGUUCAUUCUGGAUCAGAACGACAACGCUCCAGUCAUCCUGUAUCCACUCAGCUCUAAUGGUUCUGCUGAAGGUGUGGAGGAGAUUCCACGCAACGUGAACGCAGGACACUUGGUGACUAAAGUCAGAGCCUAUGACGCUGAUAUAGGAUAUAAUGGCUGGUUGCUGUUUUCACUACAGGAAGUUACUGACCACAGUCUGUUUGGUUUGGACCGCUACACUGGACAGAUCAGAACACUUCGCUCAUUCACAGAGACAGACGAGGCUGAACAUAAACUGGUCAUAAUGGUCAAAGAUAAUGGCAACGUUUCACUAUCAGCAACAGCUACUGUGAUUGUUAAACUGGUGGAACCAAAAGAAGCUUUUGCAGCUUCUGAUGUUAAAAGUGCAGCAACGGAGAAUCAAGAGGAUAAUGUGACUUUUUACCUGAUGAUCACUUUGGGAGCCGUUUCUGUUUUGUUUAUCAUCAGUAUCAUCGUGCUGAUUGCAAUGCAGUGCUCCAAAUCCACAGACUAUAAUUCAAAAUAUCUUCAAGAGCCGAAUUAUGAUGGGACGCUGUGUCACAGCAUCCAGUACAGAUCUGGAGACAAACGCUACAUGUUAGUUGGACCCAGGAUGAGUAUUGGAUCUACUAUAGUACCUGGAAGUCAUGCAAACACACUAGUGCUACCUGAUAGAAGGAGAACAUCUGAAGAGGACAACGGGGACCUUUAUGUUGUUCGGAAAAUCGACCGAGAGGAGCUCUGUCGGGGAAGCGGCAAAAGGAACAGAGGUUUGAGAUUGCUGAACAAACUCUGCCCGGAAGACGAUUUCAAUUGCACGCUGCCCGUGAUCCUGAUUCUGGAUCUAAUUCUAUACUUCCAAGUUGUCGCCACUGAUUCUGGGACUCCGUCACUGAGCAGCAACGUCACAGUGAACGUGUUCAUUCUGGAUCAGAACGACAACGCUCCAGUCAUCCUGUAUCCACUCAGCUCCAAUGGUUCUGCUGAAGGUGUGGAGGAGAUUCCACGCAACGUGAACGCAGGACACUUGGAAGUUACUGACCACAGUCUGUUUGGUUUGGACCGCUACACUGGACAGAUCAGAACACUUCGCUCAUUCACAGAGACAGACGAGGCUGAACAUAAACUGGUCAUACUGGUCAAAGAUAAUGCACAGAUUAAAUAUUCCACAUCGGAGGGGGUUAAAGUGGGAGCUGUGAUCGGAAAUGUGGCCAAGGACUUAGGCCUCGAUGUCAGCACGCUGACGAGUAGGCGUUUUCGCAUUGUGUCCGGAGCUCACGGCGCGCUGUUUGAGUUCCAAGUUGUCGCCACUGAUUCUGGGACUCCGUCACUGAGCAGCAACGUCACAGUGAACGUGUUCAUUCUGGAUCAGAACGACAACGCUCCAGUCAUCCUGUAUCCACUCAGCUCCAAUGGUUCUGCUGAAGGUGUGGAGGAGAUUCCACGCAACGUGAACGCAGGACACUUGGUGACUAAAGUCAGAGCCUAUGACGCUGAUAUAGGAUAUAAUGGCUGGUUGCUGUUUUCACUACAGGAAGUUACUGACCACAGUCUGUUUGGUUUGGACCGCUACACUGGACAGAUCAGAACACUUCGCUCAUUCACAGAGACAGACGAGGCUGAACAUAAACUGGUCAUACUGGUCAAGGAUAAUGGCAACGUUUCACUAUCAGCAACAGCUACUGUGAUUGUUAAACUGGUGGAACCAAAAGAAGCUUUUGCAGCUUCUGAUGUUAAAAGUGCAGCAAAGGACGAAGAGGAUAACAAUGUGAUUUUUUACCUGAUGAUCACUUUGGGCGCCGUUUCAGUUCUUUUUAUCAUCAGUAUCAUUGUUCUGAUUGCAAUGCAGUGCUCCAAAUCCACAGACGAGAUGUCUAAGUAUCUUCAGGAGACUAAUUAUGACGGGACACUGUGUCACAGCAUCCAGUACAGAUCUGGAGACAAACGCUACAUGUUAGUUGGACCCAGAAUGAGUAUUGGAUCUACUAUAGUACCUGGAAGUCAUGCAAAUACACUAGUGCUUCCUGACAGGAGGAGAACAUCUGAGGAGUUCCAAGUUGUCGCCACUGAUUCUGGGACUCCGUCACUCAGCAGCAACGUCACAGUGAACGUGUUCAUUCUGGAUCAGAACGACAACGCUCCAGUCAUCCUGUAUCCACUCAGCUCCAAUGGUUCUGCUGAAGGAAGUUACUGA